Messenger RNA from Perognathus longimembris pacificus (Pacific pocket mouse), 2864 nucleotides. It is a transcript of the gene Fiz1, whose product is annotated as FLT3 interacting zinc finger 1. The coding region runs from base 314 to 1927 and encodes 537 amino acids. The transcript has 3 exons. The record is from RefSeq and is a predicted model, not a curated record. Lineage: Eukaryota; Metazoa; Chordata; Mammalia; Rodentia; Heteromyidae.
GAGCACAACCGCGGGGAACAAAGGGGAAUCGCUGGGUCCUAAGCACCGGGCCCGCCCGCAGGCCAUCGCGCCUGCGCAUCUCUGGCCCUUGUUCGCCCCCGCAGGAUGUGGCCCUCGACGUCCCCAACCACAUGGAGGUGACUUUCCUCCCGCAAAGCCCCAGCCGGGGACCCAAUCCAGGACAGGGACCGAAUAGCUGAGAAGCGGGAAAUGUCUGCUUAGUGCCCGUAGUUAACAUGGCGCCUGGUGCCUUCAAAGUCCAAGCAGGCCAAGUGAAAGCACGUCCACCACUGCUACUGUUAACCCUGCCGCCAUGGACGAAGCCCAGCCGCCAGCACCCCCGUCCCCGAUCCCUGAUGCAGUGUCUGCUCCUGCACCAGCACCCCCUGCAGCCACCCCUCGGGUCCCAUUUCACUGCAGUGAAUGUGGCAAAAGCUUCCGCUACCGCUCAGACCUGCGUCGCCACUUCGCCCGUCACACAGCACUCAAGCCCUAUGCGUGUCCGCGCUGCGGUAAGGGCUUCAAGCACAGCUUCAACCUGGCCAACCACCUGCGCUCCCACACCGGGGAGAGGCCCUAUCGCUGCUCUGCCUGCCCCAAGGGCUUCCGGGACUCCACAGGCCUGCUGCACCAUCAGGUCGUCCACACCGGCGAGAAGCCCUACUGCUGCCUGGUCUGCGAGCUGCGCUUCUCCUCGCGCUCCAGCCUGGGCCGCCACCUGAAGCGCCAGCACCGCAGCGUGCUCCCAGCCCCACUGCGCCCCCCGCUGCAGCCCAGCUCCAGCCUGCCGGCCCUGGGCGCCCCCUGCGCCGUCUGCUGCAACACGGGGCCCUGCUCUGUGUGCGGGGGCACGGGGAGCGCCGCAGCGGGCAGUGGGGACGCCCCGGAGGUCACAGGUCCAGCCAGCUGGGGCCUGGCGGAGGCCGCCGCCGCAGCCGCCGCAUCCCUUCCCCCGUUUGCCUGCGGCGCCUGUGCCCGGCGCUUCGACCAUGGCCGCGAGCUGGCUGCGCACUGGGCGGCGCACACCGACGUGAAGCCCUUCAAGUGCCCGCGCUGCGAGCGCGACUUCAAUGCGCUCGCGCUGCUGGAGCGGCACAAGCUCACUCACGACCUGCAGGGCGCCGGGCCACCCCCCGGGCACGUCUGGGGUGCAGGGCUGGAGGGCGUGGGGCCAGAGGGAAUGGGGCCGGAGGGCGUAGGGCUGGAAGGCGCAGGGCUGGAGGGUGCAGAGCUGGAGGGCGCAGAGCUGGAGGGCGCAGAGCUGGAGGGCUCCAGCGAGGGCCCGGGCAUGGGCGCAGCCCCCUCCGCAGCGUGGGGCAGCCCCCUGCUUCUCGAGCCCCCUGGCAGCGGCCUGGCUGAACUGGGGACCCUGCUCCCCGACGGCGUCGCCGAGGCCCCAGCGGCCGAGCCCUUGGAGGACACCCUGUACCAGUGUGACUGCGGGACCUUCUUCGCCGCGGCUGCCGCCCUGGCAGGGCACCUGGAGGCGCACGCCGGACCUGCCACCUACGGCUGUGGGCACUGCGGGGAGCUGUACGCGGGCCUGGCCGCCCUGGAGGAGCACCGCCGGGUGAGCCACGGUGAGGGUGGUGUGGAGGCAGCGGCCGCAGCCGCCGAGGGCCCAUCCAUGCCUGGGGAGCCUGCACCCAGCACGGGCCGCAGCACCAAGAAGAUCUUCGGCUGCUCCGAGUGCGAGAAGCUGUUCCGCUCCCCACGAGACCUGGAGCGGCACGUGCUGGUGCACACCGGGGAGAAGCCCUUCCCCUGCCUGGAGUGUGGAAAGUUCUUCCGCCACGAGUGCUACCUCAAGCGCCACCGCCUGCUGCACGGCCCUGAGCGGCCCUUCCCCUGCCACAUCUGCGGCAAGGGCUUCAUCACGCUCAGCAACCUCUCCCGCCACCUGAAGCUGCACCGGGGCAUGGACUGACAGGCCUACUGGCCUGUCCGCCCGCCCAAGGGACCCGGUGAAGCCAGGCCCCCAGCCCGUGCAUCCAGGCCGUGGAGAAGAAAACCUCAGCCUGGAGAGGCGGGGCCACCCCAGCCCACCUGCGCCCUGACCUUGGGGACCACAAGGUAGCUGAGCCUCAGCCAGGGAAUCCAAGGACCACAUCAGCGGGUGCUGAAAUCUACAGAGACUACAGCUAGAGACACCCCCCCUGGAAUAUGUGUGGGAACCCCCAAAUCAUCAGGCAUCUAAGAUGUGGGGACCUAGGAAUGAGAAACGGGUCUCCAUGUGUACCCCUCGUCUGAGGGGCUCUUUCCUGAGAGCCAUCAUUCCCAAUAAUCUGGGGAACUUGGCGGGAAUCAUAUCCCCCAAUGUUUCUGCAUCCCCUCCAGACUGUCCGCCAGUUAUUGGUGACCCCAGAAAAUGGAUAUAGCCGAAAUCUGCCUUUCCCCCAUUCCAUGUCCUAUGCUGAAAGGACCAGGUAGGUGCCCCUGCCCUUGACCUCCUCACCCUCCAAUUAGGCUCUUCCCCCUGCGAAUGGAAUGGAUCGACCCUUUCCGGCCUUCCCCACCCCUCACCCUGGAGCAGAAUAGACUGGUCCUGAAUCCCCCACCCCCACCCCACCAUGGACUGGCAUCCUCUUAGAGCAAAUAGGCCAGACUCACUCUCCCUCCCCCUGUACGCGUGGGAUAGCCACCAUCCACAGCACUCCCCAUCCUGUAGCCCCCUCUCCUGGAGGUGGUGGGAACUGGGUUUCCCUCCACAUCUGUAGCACCUGUCUGUCUUUCCUCAUCUCUGUCAGUUUGUCUCUCCAUGUUCCUCCCAAGCCCAAGGAUAAAUGGGACAUGGCUAGGACAUUCCCCCAUGAGCCUAGACCUCACCUCACCUUGCCUCCUUGUCCGUCCCAAUAAACCUUGUC